Molecule: messenger RNA, 3626 nt
Organism: Odocoileus virginianus texanus
Lineage: Eukaryota; Metazoa; Chordata; Mammalia; Artiodactyla; Cervidae
Source: RefSeq, a predicted model, not a curated record
AGAAGCUACUGGGAACACAGAGGCGAAAGAGCCACCGAGUGUGCUUGGGAGCCCUGGAUUUGCACUCGUGAGCCGUCGGUGAAAAACGCCGGCCUCCCAUCUUACAGAUCUUCUGCAAAAGACUUCAGUUUAGGAAAGAAUUCGUAAAAGAUAGCCAGCCCUGAAAUGUCCUUCUCCUUGGAAUCUUACGAGAGGAUUUCUCAGAGCGAUGACAGAAUGGGGAUAUCAAAAGACAGAGGAGUCCAGCAGUAGCUGCAGCCGCAGCACCUGAGCCGCUGCUGCCGCUCGCUCGGAACAACACUAUGGCUGAGCCUGGCCACAGCCUCCAUCCCUCUGCCAGAGGCAGGGGAAGACCUGAGCCGCGCACACUCCGGCUUCUGCCGCUGCUGCUCUGGGUUGGGACCGCCUUCCAGGUGACUGAGGGAGCGGGACCGGAGCUUCACGCCUGCAAAGAGUCUGAGUACCACUAUGAGUACACCGCGUGUGACAGCACUGGUUCCAGGUGGAGGGUCGCCGUGCCACACACCCCAGGCCUGUGUACCAGCCUCCCCGACCCCGUCAAGGGCACCGAGUGCUCCUUUUCUUGCAAAGCCGGGGAGUUUCUGGACAUGAAGGACCAGUCGUGUAAGCCGUGUGCUGAGGGCCGCUACUCCCUUGGCACAGGCAUCCGGUUCGAUGAGUGGGAUGAACUGCCCCAUGGCUUUGCCAGCCUCUCAACCAACAUGGAGAUUGAGGACAGCACGUUGGAGUCCACCGAAAACUGUACUUCGUCCAAGUGGGUUCCUCUGGGAGACCAUAUCGCCUCCAACACAGACGAGUGCACGGCCACGCUGAUGUAUGCUGUCAACCUGAAGCAGUCUGGCACUGUUAACUUUGAAUACUACUACCCAGACUCCAGCAUCAUCUUUGAGUUUUUUGUUCAGAACGACCAGUGCCAGCCCAAUGCAGAUGACUCGAGGUGGAUGAAAACCACAGAGAAAGGAUGGGAAUUUCACAGUGUCGAGCUAAAUCGAGGCAAUAACGUCCUCUACUGGAGAACCACAGCCUUCUCAGUCUGGUCCAAAGUCUCCAAGCCCGUGCUGGUGAGAAACAUUGCCAUAACAGGGGUGGCCUACACUUCAGAAUGCUUCCCCUGCAAACCUGGCACGUACGCAGACCAGCAGGGCUCCUCUUCCUGCAAACUAUGCCCAGCCAACUUUUAUUCCAAUAAGGGAGAAACUUCCUGCCACCAGUGUGACCCUGACAAAUAUUCAGAGAAAGGAUCCUCCACCUGCAAACCACGGCCAGCCUGCACAGAUAAAGAUUACUUCUACACUCACACGGCCUGUGAUGACAAAGGAGAGACGCAGCUCAUGUACAAAUGGGCCCAGCCAAAAAUCUGCAGCGAGGAUCUGGAGGGCGCGGUGCAGCUGCCCGCCUCUGGCUUGAAGACCCGCUGCCCACCCUGCAACCCAGGCUUCUUCAAGACCAACAGCAGCAGCUGCGAGGCCUGCCCUUACGGCUCUUACUCCAACGGCUCCGAUUGUAGCCACUGCCCAGCAGGGACCGAACCUGCCGUGGGAUUUGAAUACAAAUGGUGGAACACGCUGCCCACGAACAUGGAGACGACCGUCCUCAGCGGGAUCAACUUUGAGUACAAGGGCAUGACAGGCUGGGAGGUGGCGGGUGAUCACAUUUAUUCAGCUGUUGGAGCUUCAGACAAUGACUUCAUGAUCCUCACCCUGGUCGUGCCAGGAUUCAGACCUCCACAGUCAGUGAUGGCAGACACAGAGAACAAAGAGGUGGCCAGAAUCACGUUUGUCUUUGAGACCAUCUGUUCUGUGAACUGUGAGCUCUACUUCAUGGUGGGUGUGAAUUCUAGGACCAACAGUCCCGUGGAGACGUGGAAAGGUUCCAAAGGCAAACAGUCCUAUACCUACAUCAUUGAGGAGAACGCUACCAUGAGCUUCACCUGGGCCUUCCAGAGGACGACUUUCCAUGAGACAGGUAGAAAGUAUACCAAUGAUGUCGCCAAGAUCUACUCCAUCAAUGUCACCAAUGUCAUGGACGGGGUGGCUUCCUACUGCCGUCCGUGUGCCCUGGAAGCCUCUGACAUGGGCUCCUCCUGCACCUCUUGUCCUGCUGGCUACUAUAUUGAUCGGGAUUCAGGAACCUGCCACUCCUGUCCCCCUAACACGAUCCUGAAAGCCCACCAGCCUUAUGGUGCCCAGGCCUGCAUGCCCUGUGGUCCAGGGACCAAGAGCAACAAGAUCCACUCCCUGUGCUACAGUGACUGUACCUUCUCGGUCAGCACUUCGACCAGGACUUUCGAGUACAACUUCUUGGCUUUGGAAAACACCAUCUCUCUGGCUGGAGGGCCAAGCUUCACUUCCAAAGGGCUGAAAUACUUCCACCACUUUACCCUCAGUCUCUGCGGAAAUCAGGGUAAGAAAAUGUCCGUGUGCACUGACAAUGUCACCGACCUCCGGAUCCCCGAGGGUGAGUCAGGUUUCUCCAAACCCAUCACAGCCUACGUGUGCCAGGCAGUCAUCAUUCCCCCAGAGGUGACAGGCUACAAGGCCGGGGUGUCCUCGCAGCCUGUCAGCCUCGCAGACCGGCUUAUCGGGGUGACAACAGAUAUGACUCUGGAUGGCAUCACCUCCCCAGCUGAACUUUUCCACCCGGAGUCCCUGGGAAUACCGGACGUGAUCUUCUUUUAUAGGUCCAAUGAUGUGACCCAGUCGUGCAGCUCUGGGAGAUCCACCACCAUCCGAGUCAGAUGCAGUCCAUUCAAGCCUGUUCCUGGGAGUCUGUCACUGCCAAGUACGUGCUCCGAUGGGACCUGUGAUGGCUGUAACUUCCACUUCCUGUGGGAGAGCGUGGCCGCUUGCCCCCUCUGCUCAACUGCCGACUACCAUGCUAUCGUCAGCAGCUGCGUGGCCGGCAUCCAGAAGACUACUUACGUGUGGCGAGAACCAAAGCUGUGCUCCGGUGGCAUCUCCCUGCCUGAGCAGAGAGUCACCAUCUGCAAAACGAUAGACUUCUGGCUGAAAGUGGGCAUCUCUGCAGGCACCUGCACUGCCAUCCUGCUCACCGUCUUGACCUGUUACUUUUGGAAAAAGAAUCAAAAGCUAGAGUACAAGUACUCCAAGCUUGUGAUGAAUGCUACCCUCAAGGACUGUGACCUGCCAGCUGCUGACAGCUGUGCCAUCAUGGAAGGCGAGGAUGUGGAGGAUGACCUCAUCUUUACCAGCAAAAAGUCACUCUUUGGGAAAAUCAGAUCACUUACCUCCAAGAGGACUCCUGAUGGGUUUGACUCGGUGCCACUGAAGACAUCCUCAGGAGGCCCAGACAUGGACCUGUGAGGGACACUGCCCUGCCUCACCUGCCUCCUCACCUGGGCACAUCACCUUGCAAGCCUGUGGCAAUGUGGGUGCCACCUUCCUGCAACACCCACUGCUGGAAAUCUCUUCGUUGUGGCCUUAUCAGAAGAAGUUUGAAUUCCAGAUCUUUGUUUUCUUUUUAUAGAGUACCCAAACCUUCCUUUCUGCUUGCCUCAAACCUGCCAAAUAUACCCACACUUUGUUUAUAUAUCACUCCCUCGCUUGCAUCUUGUUUCCCAAAAUGGACCAGCCGUCAGAGCCAUA